AUGACGACUGUUGAAACUGAUGAAAAUCGGUUUUUCGUACGAAAUAAUUCAUCAUCUGGAAGAAAUACUGAUGAUCAACAACCUCCGGUAACUCCAUCAUCUGCUGACCAGACAGUAUAUGAUUGGGAAAGUGAUAAAAGACGUUCAAAACCAUUAGAUGAUGGGACGAUGUCUUUCUUUUGGCGUGCACAUACUAUAACAUGUCUAGUUAUAGCUAUGUCAUAUUUAUUCUAUGUUGCUAUUUUGGAACAACCAUCAGAAGAUUCAUCUUAUAAUACGAAACGAGGUCUCCUAGCAUGUGCUGGGUUUUUUCUUGUCUUUGGUAUGACACAAACACCAGAUGGUGUUUUUCUUCGACCUCAUCCUGCUCUGUGGCGUCUUGUGCUUUGUUUCAGUGUACUCUAUGAAAUUGUACUUAUCUACAUUCUUUUUCAAACUGUAGAUGAAGCAAGACAAUUAAUAAAACAUAUUGAUCCAUCAUUAGGUAUACCAUUACCAGACAAAGAUUAUGGUGGAUCAUGCCGUAUUUAUGAUUGGGAACAUCCAGAAGAUCCAUUUCAUUUUUUCAAAGAGAAAAUGGAUUUUUUUGUUCUAUCACAUUUUUUUGGUUGGUGGUUAAAAACAUUAAUUAUUCGUGAUUAUUGGCUUUGUAUGGUAACAUCAAUUGGUUUUGAAAUUCUUGAAUAUUCACUUGAACAUCAAUUACCAAAUUUUAGUGAAUGUUGGUGGGAUCAUUGGAUACUUGAUGCACUUAUUUGUAAUAGUGGUGGUAUUUAUUUGGGUAUGAAAACAUGUGAAUAUUUAAAAAUGAAACGUUACAAUUGGCGUGGACUUUGGACAAUACCGACUGUUCGAGGUAAAAUCAUGCGUGCCAUAGGUCAAUUUACACCUCAUGAUUGGCUUGAGUUUGAUUGGCGUCCAACAGCAUCUUUAAAACGAUGGCUUGCAAUGUUAUUUAUAACAUGCUUCUUAUUUCUUAUAGAAUUAGGCACAUUCUAUUUGAAAUUUAUUCUAUGGAUUCCACCACCACAUUAUCUAUGUCUUUCUCGUUUAUUAUUUUUUCUACUUGCUGGUGGAGUAGCAAUGCGUGAAAUGUUUGAAUAUUUGGACAAUCCUCAAUGUAAAAAAUUUGGUCGACAAUCAUGGGUUAUAACAGCUAUUGUUAUAACAGAAGUAUUAAUUGUAUUUAAAUUUGAUUGGGAAACUGUUACAUUACCAUUACCAUUUCAUAUUGUACUUGUUUGGGUAACAAUUGCAAGUGCAACUAUUUUAUGGACAUUAUAUCAAUUUUGGUUUAAAAGAUUUAUUCUAUGGGGACAGAAAAAAAAUAAUCAAAAUGCAAGAAAAAAUCAAUGA
This is a messenger RNA of Adineta steineri, 1356 nucleotides long. NCBI's taxonomy places the organism in Eukaryota, Metazoa, Rotifera, Eurotatoria, Adinetida, Adinetidae. The record is from the annotation of a GenBank genome assembly.